UUCGCCGCCGUCUUAUCUUUUUCUGUCGCACCCAUGUCUCCUUCGUCGUCUUCUUGUUCCCAAGCAAAAACUUUACGAAUCGGCAUAAUUGGAUUUGGUCCUUUCGCGCAGUUUUUGGCCAAAAACCUGAUUAAACAAGGCCAUUUUAUCAGGGCAACUUCAAGAUCAGAUUAUUCAGAGCUUUGCUCAAAUUUGGGCAUCCUAUUUUUCAGGGAUAUGGGUGCAUUUCUUGAAUCGGAUAAUGAAAUCAUAAUAAUUAGCACGUCGAUCCUGUCUCUAUCACGAGUCGUGGAGUCCAUGCCAUUCCAUUGUCUCAAGCGGCCUACACUUUUCGUUGAUGUGCUCUCUGUGAAAGAACACCCAAAAGAUGUCCUUUUGCAAAUACUGCCCGAAGAGUGCGACUUGCUGUGUACGCACCCAAUGUUUGGACCAGAAAGUGGGAAAGAUGGAUGGACAGACUUGACUUUUAUGUAUGACAUGGUUCGAAUUAGAGAUCAGCCCCUGUGCUCUUUUUUUCUGCACGUCUUCUCAAGUGAGGGUUGCAAAAUGCUCGAAAUGACUUGUGAAGAGCAUGAUAGAUUGGCUGCUCGAAGUCAAUUCCUCACUCACACAAUCGGCAGGAUCUUGUCGGAAAUGGACGUUGAACCCACGCCCAUAGACACAAAAGGAUUUCAGAAACUUGUUCAAGUGAAGGAGAGCUCAGUUAAAGAUAGCUUUGAUCUGUUCAGCGGACUAUUCAUUCACAAUAGGUUUGCCAGGCAACAGAUGAAAAAUUUAGAAGUAGCAUUGGAGAAAGUUAAAGAGAAACUUCAAGAGAGAUCAAAGAUGCGGCAGGAUCCUAUCAUACCGAAGUUCUAACAACUGCUGAAGAAUACUAAUGAAUGGGAACUUCAUUACUCACUUUCUUGGUCUUGUAAAUGUUCCAUUGCUUGUGUCAUUUUAGAUGCUAUAUAUUGUUUGCAACUUUACUAAGACACAUCCGGAGGAAUCAAUCUAGACAAUGUACUCUAAAAAUGAAAGGCAUUUUGUUAAGAAUUGACAAUAAACUAGUUGAAUUAAGGAGGA
Capsicum annuum is the source of this 1065-nucleotide messenger RNA. RefSeq names its product arogenate dehydrogenase 1, chloroplastic. NCBI's taxonomy places the organism in Eukaryota, Viridiplantae, Streptophyta, Magnoliopsida, Solanales, Solanaceae. Gene Ontology annotation, molecular function: arogenate dehydrogenase (NADP+) activity; NAD+ binding; prephenate dehydrogenase (NAD+) activity. Gene Ontology annotation, biological process: L-tyrosine biosynthetic process. The coding region runs from base 34 to 858 and encodes 274 amino acids. The transcript is spliced from 7 exons. The record is from RefSeq and is a predicted model, not a curated record.